UUACCAUGCGGCUGGCCAGAUGGGCCAGGAGCCCACUGAGAAGCAAUUCCAACCCAAUACGUACGGACGACGGCACCGGGAAGUCAGAAAGCGGGCACGAAGAAGGUUCCAGUGACUGUGGAGCAGGGCUGCCGGAGGUAGCGAGAUGGGGAAGAAGCGGCAGCUGAUCUGCCUCGCGGCCGCUGUCGCCGCCGCGGCCAUCCUCCUGACAGCGUCGGCCAAGAAGUCCGGCGAUGUCACCGAGCUUCAGAUCGGCGUCAAGUACAAGCCUGAGUCAUGUACCCUGCAAGCACACAAAGGAGACAAAAUUAAAGUUCAUUAUCGUGGGGCACUCACUGAUGGAUCGGUUUUUGAUUCUAGCUACGACAGAGGUGACCCGUUUGAAUUUACUCUUGGAAAUGGCCAAGUGAUAAAAGGUUGGGACCAAGGAUUGCUAGGUAUGUGCGUCGGUGAAAAGCGGAAGCUAAAGAUACCUGCAAAGAUGGGUUAUGGUGAGCGAGGCUCCCCACCGAAGAUUCCAGGUGGAGCAACUCUGAUCUUCGACACUGAGCUUAUCGCCGUCAACGGAAAGACAUCUGGCGGUGCAAAGACAGAAAGUGAUAGCGAGCUCUAAUACAAUGCAUUGGAGAGUUUCAGCUCCGGGGUGUAGCAGCGUCACUCAUUAGAUGAAAGGGUUGCUGGCAAUUUAGGUUUUACAGAUGUGACAAAAACAAGUCAGGUUUUGCCCAAUGGUCUAUGUAACCGACUGCAUAUGUACUCUGGAAACAGUUUCCUUUUGAUCCGUAUGAAAACUCGAUUUGUCUAAGCUACCAUGGUUUCAACAUUACAGCCUGUUUGGGCUGUUGCUGCAUCGAUCCUUCGGCCUUCGCUUGGAAAAUUUCCAAAUGCAAUGAGUGUUGAAACAA
Messenger RNA from Sorghum bicolor (sorghum), 905 nucleotides. RefSeq names its product peptidyl-prolyl cis-trans isomerase FKBP15-1. The coding region runs from base 146 to 613 and encodes 155 amino acids. The transcript has 6 exons. Lineage: Eukaryota; Viridiplantae; Streptophyta; Magnoliopsida; Poales; Poaceae. Gene Ontology annotation, molecular function: peptidyl-prolyl cis-trans isomerase activity. Gene Ontology annotation, biological process: protein peptidyl-prolyl isomerization. The record is from RefSeq and is a predicted model, not a curated record.